Molecule: messenger RNA, 1305 nt
Organism: Phlebotomus argentipes
Lineage: Eukaryota; Metazoa; Arthropoda; Insecta; Diptera; Psychodidae
Product: proton-coupled amino acid transporter 1-like
Exons: 3
Coding region: 1-1305 (434 amino acids)
Biological process (GO): amino acid transmembrane transport
Cellular component (GO): vacuolar membrane
Molecular function (GO): amino acid transmembrane transporter activity
Source: RefSeq, a predicted model, not a curated record
AUGAAGAAGCUUGUGAUAGUAUUUAAACUCCUCAAACCAAUUGUUGCAGAACAAAAGGAACAUGGCUCAAAUUUACUGUAUCACGAAACACUUGUGCAUCUCUUCAAGUCCAAUAUUGGUUCAGGAUUAUACGCAAUGGGAGAUGCUAUGAAGAAUGGCGGUAUUAUCCUUGGACCUUGUCUAACACUCAUCAUUGCAACAGUUUGCGUGCAUUGCCAGCAUAUUCUCCUGCGGUGCUCAAGAAAGGUUCGAAACCAGAGUGGACUCGAUUCCACUCCGGACUAUGCAAAAACCGUUGAGCUAUGCUUUGCCAAUGGACCGGAAAGUCUAAGAUUCUGGUCCAAGGGAAUGGGAAUCACCGUCAACAUCUUCAUAUGCGUCAGUCAAUUGAGCUUCUGUUGCGUCAUAAUCGUCUUCAUCACCACAAACUUGCAGCAGAUUUGGAACCAAUACAACAUCCCGAUCAACGAAUAUUGGAAUCUGAUAAUUUGCUGCACACCGAUACUUCUCAUCAAUCUGAUAACUAACCUUAGAGUUCUGGUGCCGUUUUCUCUUCUCGGCUCCAUUUGUAUCAUGCUCUGCACUUGCAUUACUUUGUUCUUCCUUCUGGACGACCUGCCGAAUCCUUCUGAGCGAAACUUCGUGGGGUCUUGGAAGACGUUGCCACUCUUCUUCGGCACGAACUUGUAUGCUUUUGAAGGCAUCGCUCUUGUGCUGCCGCUGCAAAACUCCAUGAAAGUGCCCCGAGAUUUCUACCGCCCGGCAGGAGUUCUCAACAUAGGGAUGAUCUUGGUCACGAGUUUGCUGGGAGGAAUGGGCGUCUUGGGCUAUCUGAAGUAUGGCGAGGCAGUAGAGGGAAGUCUCAGUUUGAAUUUACCACUAAAUGAUCCAUUGGCGCAAGCUGCAAAAGCUCUCAUUUGCCUGGGAAUUUUAUUUGGAUAUCACUUGAUGUUCUUCGUGGCUGUUGAAAUAAUGUGGCCAAUUGUUAAGGAUAAGCUGAGAGUUUCUUCUCUUCUCCUUGGUGAACGUAUCUUCAGAGUAGCCCUGAUAAUAAUAACAAUGUUGAUUGCAAAGUUUGUUCCCAAAUUGAGUCUCUUCAUUUCCCUAAUCGGAGCUGUACUUUCAACUGCUCUGGCUCUGAUUUUCCCACCUCUAAUCGAUUUGCUUUGCAAAUGGGAGACCAAUAAAGGACUCAGAGCUGGAGUACUGAUGAAAAACAUCCUCAUUGUGCUGAUUGCCUUGCUAGGAUUCAUAACAUGUGGCUACGAGAGCCUUGUGCAGUUGAUCCGGGAAUUCUCUGUGUAG